GUUUAGUCUGUGACUAUGAAAAGUUGUAAAUGGCCGUGUGAGCAUUUUUUAGAAUAAGUAAAUUAUUGAUUAUAUGUGAGAUCUAGUAAAUAAAUACUGUGUAUUAUUUGCUAGUAGUUAAAUAAAACAUUUUGUAUUCAAGUGAAGUAUACUCUAAUGAGCCGUAAAUGUGCUUCAAAAUUUUCGACCUAUAUCACAAGAACUCAUUAAUGGCAAUAAAAGUUUGAACACAUUCGUACACUUUAUGGACAUGUUACAUAAAGUAAUAUUAAACGGUUCUUUACGGAAAUGUCUGUGCACUACAAAUUCAAAAGCGCAUUGGAUUAUGACACCGUUACUUUUGAUGGCUUACAUAUAUCUGUAGGCGAUUUGAAAGCGGCUAUUUCACAGCAGAAACGAAUAGGAAAAACUUCGGAUUUUGAUCUUCAAAUUACUAAUGCUCAGACAAAAGAAGUCUAUGUGGAUGACAACACAUUAAUUCCAAAAAAUACUUCAUUGCUCGUGGCCAGAGUACCACUUGCUCAGCAGCCAAAAAAGCAGUGGGAAGGUGCAAGCAGUAGUCAAUCAAAUCCUCUAAAAGAUGUUACCCUCAAUAAGGGAUUGGCGGACUUGUCUCGCAUGGAGGGUAGUGAACAGGAUAAAAUUAAUGCUAUGAUAUCACAGUCCACAUUUGAUUAUGAUCCAAGCAAUUAUCAAAAAAUCAGAGGGCAGAAUCAACGAGGAGCUGUACCAUCUAAUUAUAUUUGUUACAAGUGUCAGAAACGUGGUCAUUGGAUCAAAGACUGCCCAGCAGCUCUUUCCGGUGAUCCAGUAGAGAUAAGAAGAAGUACAGGUAUUCCCCGUAGUUUUAUGGUGCCAGUUGAUGGGCCUAAGGCACCAGGAGCCAUGAUGACCCCAAGUGGAACUUUUGCUGUGCCAGCAGUGGAUCAUGAGGCAUAUUUAGCAUCAGAGAGUGCUGGAGGAGCUGAUACGCCAACUAAUGCUCCCGUAGCUCCAGAACCAACAAUUCCUGAUGAAUUAAUUUGCAGUCUCUGUAGAGAUCUGCUUACUGAUGCCGUCAUGAUACCAUGCUGUGGAAAUUCCUUUUGUGAUGAAUGCAUAAGAGGAGCAUUGUUGGAAUCUGAAGACCAUGAAUGUCCUGACUGUCGCGAGAAAGAAAUUGCGCCUACUACAUUGAUUCCUAAUAGAUUUUUAAGAAAUUCAGUAUCGUCAUUUCGUAAUCAAACCGGCUACAGCCGACGAGCGCCACACCGACCCUCGGCUGCUCCGCCAGUUAUUGAACCACCUCCAGUUGCACCGGUCCAACCUAUAAAUAUAAACGGCCCGCCCCAACCAGCGCCCCUCAAUAACGAUUCGCGCGUGUCCGGGUGUGGCGGCGAUAAAGAGACGAAGGGAAGCAAGGCCGAGGAGUCGGACGGAUCAGCCGAUGAUAAUAUCACCGUGACCGUGCCACCCGCACACGCGCAUCACUCUACGAACGAACCACACGGGCCUGUCGGGCCUCAGACUUCUCACGGACCCCACGGGUCUCGAGGGUCUCACGGGUCCAGCGGCGCUCACGGGUCUAAAAGGCCCCGCGGUCCCCAAGGGCCUUACGGUUCCCACUCGUCCCGUCCAUCUCACUCGAACCAUCGAUCUCGCUACGGUCCUCCUGUUAAACCACCUGAGAUGGACACGCCGCCGUUACAUAUGCCUCGAAUCGAUGAACAACGAGCGAGCACACCGACAAUAGACGAACGCAGGGAUGUUAUUUCUUCUCAGGUGAUUUAUAAUCGCGGUCCACCGCCGUACUUGCCCGCCGUGCCGCCUCCGUCUCAGCAUUACCCUAACCCUGCGUUCGGUCGUCGCUACCCUCAAGACGCGUACCAGCCACCACCUCCAGGCAUUAAGGACUCCCCCAACGGGCAAGAAGAUCCUCUGGAGGCCUUCAACCGUAUGAUCCGGGAGAAGGAGAUGCGUGCUAAGAGACGUGAGGAGGAACGCCGCCGGGCUCACUCAGGCUCCAGAACCCCGUCCCGCUCCCCGCGUUCCCCCCGCUCGCCACGCUCGCCCCGCCCACCGCGGUCACCCCGCCCCCGACCGCGCAGUCGAGCCACCAGCAGAAUAAGAUACUCGCGAUCGAGGUCUAUAUCCCGUGGUCGUGUGCGGCGAUCGCCCUGGUCUCCGAGAAGACGUCGCACUCGCGAACGGACACUAUCACUGACACGGUCUCCGUCCCCUCGGCGCCGUCACCGCUCCCCCCUCCGUUACCGCAGCCCCCUCCGCUCCCCGGCCCGCUCCCCUCCGCGCUCCCCCCGCACCCCGCUCCGCUCCCCUCACCGCUCGAUGCCGCCACACUCGCCGGUGAGAACGCCGCGACGAUCCGCCGCCAGGUCGCCGCCGAGGACUCACUCGCCUCACAGAUUCGCCGGCGUUUACGAUGAACUGUUGUCGCCACCACGUCGUAGUGUAGAGCCGCCAUUCGGAGCCAGGUACGCCUCUCGAAACAAUAUUCCGCCGCCUGGAUAUCCUCCUAUCACUAGUAAACCAAUGCCUUUAUUGGCAAAUUUAAUCUUACCCAACGAGCCCCCUCCGGGUUAUCGCAGUCGUUACGAUGCGCCACCAUUUGAAGAUAUUCCACCUGGAGUUGAACCGACUGUUCCAGGAUUUGAGCCAUCUCCAUUUGAGAAACCUAUUUUUGGACCAUCAGGUACUAUGGAAAGAGAUAGAUUACCACCAUCUAAUUAUAGAGAUCCCUAUAGAGCACCGUACGUCGAGGGUCCGGCUGGAUAUAGGGAUAACCAAAUGCCACCACUUCAAAGUGAUAUACCAGGUCCCAUAGCGGAGCAUUCCCAACGUUAUAGAGAUAACUUUAGAGCUACAACACACCCAUACCGUGAUCAAGGUCCAGUAUCUUAUAGAGAUGGACAACCAUACAGAGAUACUGGAUCUCAGGCUUCAUUCCGCGAUAAUAACUUUAGAAAUGGGCCACCCUCUCUUUUUAGAGACAACAAUUUUAGAAACAAUCCAUAUAGGGAUCCGAAUUUCCGUGAAAAUGUCCCACAUAAUUUCCGUGAUGGAUCUGCGCCUUUUAGACCGCCUAGCGUGGAUCCCCGAGAGCCAAAUUCUGUGGUGUAUCCUGAUCCUAAUUACAGAGAAGGUUUUCGUGAUGAAAAUAACACUAGUAGGGAUGUGCGACCUGGGUAUCGUGGUAGUGUCCGCAACAGAGGUAGUUCUAGGCGUAAUCCAAAUGACCAUGAAAGACAUCGUGAGAGAGAUGGACGAGAAAGAGAUCGUUUCAAUGAAAAUCGUGAAGCUCCCGAUCGUACAGAAAGACCACGUGAUGUUGAUAAGAGAUCUGGUAAUAGAGAAAACCGUGAAGAACGCUCUAGAGAGUAUGAUAGAAAUCGAGAUUAUGAAAAAGAAAGAGAUCGUGGUCACGAGAAACAAUCCCCAGAUAGAAAACAACGUGUCUCACCCAAACGUAGUCGAGAUACCCGUGAAAGAAAACAAAGUGAAACGAGGGCCCGUUCUCGUGAUCGGGAAAGUAGGAAAGAAAAGAAAGAAGAACGUACACGUGAUAAAUCAUCAGCGGAAAGAAAUAGAGAUCAUAAAGAGAAGGAUAAAAAGGUUAAAGAUAGGAAAAAGAAAAAGAGAGAAAAAGAAAAAGAAGUUGAGAAGAAAAAAAAGCGCGAUAAAAAGGACAAAAAAGAUAAAGAUGGAAUAAAGAAAGAAGAAGAUGAACAGGAAAUAUCGGAUUCUAAACAAGAUGCUAAUGCAGAGCCUAAAGAAAAUACUGAUCAGACUCUUGAGCCCAAAGCAGAAAAUCCUGAAUCAUUAACAAAAACUACCGAGAAUGAUAAUCUUGAAAAAUCUGAUAUUCAAGAAAAAACUAAUAAUGACCUGUACGGUGACGAAGGUACUGAACUACUAGGGAAGGAAGUACAAAUCUAUAACAAAACCGAAGAAAAGGAGGACGUCAAUGAAAACAAGUCUAUUGAGACAUUAAACAAAGAAGAGCCGUUUGACGGUAUUGAACUUCAGGUGCCAGCUGAUGAAUUGGAAGUUGAUAUCGAAGCUACACCUAAAAAUAAUAAUAACAAAGAAAUGUUAGCGCCACUACCCGCUUUAUCAAAAUGGGAAGUUGAAGAUGAUAAUGUUGAAAAGUCUAAGGAACCAGGUGAAAUAACCUCACCAGAAGAAGAAGAAGACGGAGGUAAAGUAACGUCUGAGGUUAUAAAACGUGCUGAAAAUGCAAUUUUUUCCAAAGCCAUUAGUACGUUGCGACCUAUAGAAAUUAAGAAGAUUAGUAGCGAUCGAUUGAAACUGUAUAGCGAUGACACUCAAAUAAAGGGUUCUUUAGAUAACAUACAAAUCACUGUUCCUGUGUUGAAUGAGGAUCAACAACUAGCAGAUCCCAACAAAAAGAAAAGAUAUUCAAAAACACCUCCUCCUCGACUGUCAGUCAAAGAAAGACUCGGGGGAAAAGUUGAAGAGGUUCGAAAAGUAAGAGAACCUCGAGUCGUUCAAAGUACAGUUGAAAGAGUAAAAUCCAGGUCAAAAACACCUAAACAUGAGCAGAUACCUUACCGUCGAGUUACUGUUGAAAGAGAUCGAAAUCGAAAGCCUGAAAUAGUGGCCAGGUUAGACGGAUUAAAGGGUGAAAGAAAAAUUAGUUCUGACGUACAAAAACCCGAGGAAAGUUAUCGUUUCAACAAUGACAAUGAUUAUAAGAAAAGGCAUUACGGAAAAGUUAAAGAUGAAAUGAAGUCUAUAAAUGAUAGACUUGAUACAAACUCACAAAACAUACAAAAAAAUGACAUUACUCAAGAAGUUAAAGUUUUAAAUGAAAGAGAACGUAAAAAAUCUGUCCUAGACGAAGCUCACUUCGAACCCGAUUAUGAUGAAAAUGUUGAAUCUGAUAAUGAAGCAAAAGUUGAGCCUGGGAAGAAACGUGAACAUUCCCGGGAUCCGUUAAUCGCUGGAACUAAUGAACCAAAAAAGGCAAAAUUCGACACUGAAACAAUUAAAUUAGAUCUGACGAACGUCAAAAAGAAACCAGAUUCUGACAGCGAAUCAUCGAGCGAUUCUGAAUAUUCUUAUUCCUCCUCAUCAUCUGACGCUCGCAAGCGUAAAAAGAAAAAAAAGAAAAAUAAAAAGAAAAAGAAACGAGCUGCCAGCGACAGCGACAGCGAGUCGGACUCCAGCUCCGACGAUCAUAAGAAAAAGAAGAAGAAACGUAAACAUAAGAAGAAAUCGAGUAAGAAGAAAAAGAAGUCUAAACAUAAGUAGUUUAUCUGUUUGUAAACAUAAUAAACAUUUUCUUAGUGUUUCCAUGGUUUGCGUUACUCUUACAUUAAUGUUGUAAUGUAAUUUUACCACACUACAUUUAAGUGAGGGGAGUUUUAUUGUUCUAUAUUAUUGCGUAUCCUAGGAAGUAUUUACCUAAUAAAAUACAUGGAUUAAA
Danaus plexippus (monarch butterfly) is the source of this 5446-nucleotide messenger RNA. It is a transcript of the gene snama, whose product is annotated as E3 ubiquitin-protein ligase RBBP6. The record is from RefSeq and is a predicted model, not a curated record. Gene Ontology annotation, biological process: mRNA processing; ubiquitin-dependent protein catabolic process; protein ubiquitination. The transcript has 18 exons. Gene Ontology annotation, molecular function: nucleic acid binding; ubiquitin protein ligase activity; zinc ion binding. NCBI's taxonomy places the organism in Eukaryota, Metazoa, Arthropoda, Insecta, Lepidoptera, Nymphalidae. Gene Ontology annotation, cellular component: nucleus. The coding region runs from base 289 to 5271 and encodes 1660 amino acids.